Chaetomium fimeti is the source of this 1032-nucleotide messenger RNA. RefSeq lists its product as uncharacterized. The transcript is spliced from 7 exons. The record is from RefSeq and is a predicted model, not a curated record. The coding region runs from base 1 to 1032 and encodes 343 amino acids. Lineage: Eukaryota; Fungi; Ascomycota; Sordariomycetes; Sordariales; Chaetomiaceae.
AUGGCCAAGCUCAAACCUACUCUCACUCUCAUGGAGAUGGAGGACGAGAUGGGGUAUAAAGUCGAUGCACUAGAUCGCCCGGAUGAGGCCGAGAAGCGCUUUUAUUCCGAUCUCACGCCGGUCCCUGACAAUACAUAUGGACUGACCGAGAAAGAUUACCAGGAGUUCGUGAAAAGAAAGCACGACAAAAACAGCGGCAAAGCCGCUGAUAUCUGCUAUGGGGUUGGAUUCAACUUGCCACUUCUCCUCACCGAGGCUGAAGUAGUUCGGACCUUCUCAGUUGCGAAGUUACUGCGCGAGACAACUCCAAGUGUGAACCGGGGGUUCUUCGACCUUCCCCGAGAAAUACGUGAUAAGAUUUACAUCUUUGCGAUUCCCAGGGGGGAAUGGAGAAUCACAAACAUCGACAAAUUCGAACAAGACAAUCUCAUUAGGGGCAUCGGCGACCCCAGCGGUUUCUACUAUCCACUCAGCAAGAGUUUGGUGGUUUUAAGAGUUAACAAACAGAUGCGACUAGAAGCGUUGCCUUUUGCGUAUCGGAGGACGACUUUCAUCUGGGAUGACCUAGACGACGUCAUCAAGUUCCUUGUCGCGAUUGGACAAGUUGGCCGCGAUAAUAUCGAGUCUCUGCAGUUUCCUUGGGAAAGCAGAACCGACAUGGAAUUCACGUGGGAAGGUUUUCUGGACUCUGAGCUUCCUUGGAGAUUGCCCGUCCUACACGCCUCCGAAUGUGUCCAGCUGCUGAGGCGGUGCAAGAGACUCAAACACUUGCGUCUUUGCUUUGAGGAGGACUUGAUUCUCAGCAUGCAGCCUGACGCUUUCAUGGCUGAUUCCGGAAUUGGAGAGCUUUGUUCCAUACAAGGGAUCACGCAGCUUGAGAUUUGGGACCUUGGGAAUAGCUCCCUAGAGCACUGCCGCAUCGCUAAGUUGUUGAGAGAGAAGAUAGAGGGCGCUAAGGAGGAAGAGACUGGGCACGAAUCUAUAUAUAGCUUAAUCUUUAAGUAUAUUAAGAGGUUAGGAGCUGUGUCCUGA